Sesamum indicum (sesame) is the source of this 1446-nucleotide messenger RNA. Its product is annotated as serine acetyltransferase 1, chloroplastic. Gene Ontology annotation, cellular component: cytoplasm. Lineage: Eukaryota; Viridiplantae; Streptophyta; Magnoliopsida; Lamiales; Pedaliaceae. Gene Ontology annotation, molecular function: L-serine O-acetyltransferase activity. The record is from RefSeq and is a predicted model, not a curated record.
GCCACAUUUCGUUGAAGUUUCCUGACUUUCGUCUUCGUCCGUCUGCAAGUCAAUCUAAACACAUUGUUGCCCUGUCAAGAAUCAUCAGGAAACAUUAUUUUAUCGGUAAAUUGAUCAAUUUUUACCAGUAAGCAAUUGCCAUGGACUUUCACUGUGAUUUCAGGGUGCAUGGUUUAAAAUUGUCCAUCCUGACUUCUAUAUAAGUGUAGCAAUAGCCAUAAUUCCGCAACAACUAAAACGUUCUGAUCCUCUCAGCAGCAUUUCUCGCUUGUUCUGCAUUUGCAUUUGAAAGCAAUGGCAGCAUGUAUUGAUAAUUCAACAAAACACUAUUUAUAUCUCACAGCUGAUUCUUCCUCCUGCCAAAUAACUAAUUCCGUCUGCAGGUUGAUUAGACUCUGCAGGCCGAGCGCUUCAGAUCUCGGUUCCUGUAAUCCCAUAUACCAGUAUGCUUCUUGCGCCAAUAGGUUCGAUAAUUCUUUUAAAGUCGGUCCUCAAGAAUGCAGCGAAGAUCACAUAUGGCUGAAAAUAAGACAGGAGGCAGAGUUGGAUAUAAUGCAAGAGCCCAUCUUGUCAAAGUGGUAUCAUUCCACGGUAUUGUCCCAUAGUUCACUGGAGAGUACAUUGGCGAACCAUUUAGCUAACAAGUUGUGCAAUGCAGAUCUAUCAAAAGAUGGCCUUUAUUCUGUUUUCUUGAAGGCACUAGAUGAAGACAGUGAAAUCCAGCAAGCUGUAAGAGAUGAUCUAAAGGCCAUGAGAGAGCGUGAUCCUGCCUGUGUAAGUUACGUUCUCGGCUUUUUGAAUUUCAAGGGGUUCCUAGCAUGCCAAGCCCAUAGACUGGCUCAUAAUUUCUGGGUUCAGAAAAGAACUGUGCUUGCGCUGCUUAUUCAAAGUCGAGUUUCAGAAGUUUUUGCAAUGGAUAUCCAUCCAGGAGCAAAAAUCGGACGUGGAGUGAUGUUUGAUCAUGGGACUGGCGUUGUAAUUGGAGAGACUGCAGUUAUAGGAAACAACGUCACAAUUUUGCACGACGUGACAUUAGGGGGCACAGGGAAGGUUCAGGGGGACAGGCAUCCCAAGAUUGGAGAUGGAGUUCUGAUAGGGGCAGGGGCUAAAGUUCUGGGGAAUGUCAAAGUUGGAGAAAAUGCAAAAAUUGGUGCUGGAUCCAUUGUCUUGAAGGAAAUUCCACCGCAAGGCACCGCUGUCGGAAAUCCUGCCAGACUAGUUGGAUUGAGAUGAACAGCCUUUGCUUGUGUUAUUCCUGAGAUGCUCUGCCUUUGGCUAUUUGUUUUUCCUAUGCUCAACUUCUGUAUGUACAUAGUAUCAGUAGAAAGAUAUGGCUGUAUGAGUUCACACACGUUUUUGUACCACAAUUUUCACUUUUGAAUUCCUCAGUCUAGUAUGGUUGGAAACUUGUUCCCUUCUUAAUUAGUGUAUCAACAUUAUUUAAUC